AUGGCCGGCAUAUUUGAAUAUGAGGAUGGUGACCACGAGGCGACCAUCCCCGUGACCACCACCAGGAGGAACUUCCCCCCUCCAGCAGUGAUCAUGUGCCCGUUGUCUGCCGCCCUCUUCCUCUACUGCCUCCUGGUGGCCGCGCCCCUCGGCCCAGGAGGCGGUAUAGUCAUGAUAGCAGCUGGUGAGACUAGCAUGUUCGGCCUACACACUGAGGAGUCACCCAGGAGGAGACAAAUGUGGAUGCAGAAGGAGUUCGAGUUCCCGGAGACGACAAGUGAGGUGACCGUGUGUCUCCACUACCAGCUGAUGGUCACCUACGGCCCUACAGCCUAUAUCUUCACCCUCGCCAAGAACCUCGGCUUCCUUGUUAAGGACGAGCAGUACGGGGUGGCGCUGGACAAGAUGCACCUGGAGCUGGAGGAGACACCUGUACCCUGGAGGUGGACGCACGCCUGUGUGGUGUUCGGGCAGGACCCAGCCGUCUACCUGAACGGUAAAACCACCCAAGGCGAGCUCAUGGGACCAGGACUAUCACUGAAUAUGGCGGCGAACUUCAAGGUGACUGUGGGUGUUCCUUCAGACUACUACGACGUGAGCCACCACCCUGCAGCAGGCGUCUUCGUCACCGUGCCCAGGGUAUACCCCCGCACCCUCUCUCCUGCUGAGGUCGCUUCACUAUCAGGGUGCGGCCCAAUACCCGUUGGUGACCUGGGGGAGGGGGAGUGGAUCGUGCUGGGAGAUGACUUCGUGGAGCUGGGCGUAAUCACCAAUACCCCCGAGAGCGUUACCUACACACCUCAACCACCCACGGGGUACCUGGUUGAGGAGAAGGUCGACUUGGCAGAGAUAUGUCCGCCGUACCCCGCCCACGAUUACCUGGUGGUGGAGGGGUCGCAGGUGAGCUACCCCGACGCCGCCAGGCACUGCGCUGCCUACGGGGGAGAGUUGCCCGCAGCUGACGACCCUGCCCUGCUGGACAAGGCCAAGAAGGUGUUAGACGACAACCCACACGUGUCCCUGGAGUACUGGGGAGCUGGGGAGGGGAAGGCGUGCCCCAUGAUGCUCCUGAAGGAAGGGUGGGCUGCACACCACAUCCUCGACAAGUGUGACCAGCUCCUCAAGUACCUCGCCUGCAAGGUACCGCUCAGCGCCCCCUUGAAGCUCCUGCGUAACAGCCCAGCAGGCACUGACUACGACGACACCUUCUAUGUAGUGGCCCGGGAUACCAAGGUUAGACUGGUGUCUCUGGCUGGCCGGCAAAUCAAACAAGAAGGACAGAGUCUGUUUCUGACCAACACUGAGAGGGAUAUAGUGGCUACCGCCCCCGCCACCAACAGCCAGCCUGUGGGCCGCUACUCUUGGACUUACAUAAACAACGACACCACUGUCACCAUGGUCAUCACCAGCUGCUCCGUGGAGCAGUUCACGUGCUCGGACGGGUCCUGCCUGCCACUGUCUCACCGCUGUGAUGGAAUGACUCACUGUCACGAUGACUCAGACGAGACCUGCACCCUCCUAGCGCCCCUACCAGACUCCUACCGCAGGAACCGUCCCCACAAGCCCCGCACUCCCCUCCAGCUGUCCGCCAACCUCCUCAGGAUCCACAACGUCGACGUGGAGAACACAGUCAUGGCCACUUGCCUUCAGCUCAUCACGAAAUGGGAGGACGAUCGUGUGAAACUCUCCCAGCUGAGCCCCAACCCAGCUGACAACGGUAUGCCGGACCUGAUUGUAUGGGAGCCCAGCUACAGGCUCAAGAACGCUGCCUUCUUCGACGCCAUGGCCUAUAUCGACAGGGAAAGUACUGAGACCUUCAUCAGGGCUCACCGCUCAGGCAACGGUGUCGUCAACAUUGUGGAUGGCACCGAGGGAUACGUGUACACAGCCGGGAGCAACGCCUUCCUUGAGAGGACGGAGGGCUUCAAGGCCUCCUACGUGUGCAGCUUCCAGAUGGACAUUUACCCCUUCGACGUGCACGAGUGUCAGAUGCACAUUGGCAUCCAACACACCGGGGAGUUUAAGGCCUUCUUCGACCUCUCCAAACUGACGAUCGUGGACUCUGAGCCAUCAGUUCUGACGCUCUUUACCAGCUCCAAGAUGUGUUACACUUACACCGUGGACGAGGACGACCUCAUCACCUCUCUCACCUUCAGGGUGUUGCUGACCCGUCGCUACGGUGCCUACGUUUUCACCACCUUCGUCCCCUGCAUUAUCCUCAGUAUCAUCGGCUCCUUCACGCAGUUCUUCGGCUACACCAACUUCAGUGACCGCAUCAUGGUGACACUGUCCUGCCUCAUCGUGGUGGCCGCCCUCUUCUCCCAGGUGGCCGUCACCGCCCCAGCCUCAGCCGCUCCUAAAGCCAUCGACAUUUUCUUCUUCUACUCCACCAUCCGCAUGUUCAUCACCUUCCUCCACCAUUCGUGUCUCUUCUUGGUGCAGACUCACGUGAACCUCCAGAGAGAUAAGAAGAAACAAGAGGCAAAGGAACGCCAGGACACUGUACAGGUCAUCAGCACCAAGCCCAAGAGCGCCCUGGAGCGUGACCAGGACGACAUCCCCGAAGCUGCCAGCUAUGAUAAACCCCCGAAGGUGUACCUCCCGACCCUGUCCUUCCCCUGGAUGGGGUCUGAUCCCUCAAGCGGCGUAAAGAAAGACGACGUUAAGUAUCCAGAAUACGACAGAAUUUUUAACAUCAUCAGCAUCAUUCUAGGCUACCUAUUGGAUCUCGUCUGCGCAUGUGCGUUCUUCUACUGGGUGGUUUACAAUCGCAGCGCAGUCACCGAGAAGUUCUCAAAUGCCAGCAAGAGUUGUAGUGAAGCUCUGAAUCCAAGGGAGGCCGAACCCGUACCCGAGUUCGAACCCAUACCCAUGUUCCAACCAGAACCUGAACCCGAACUCCAAGCUCCGAUAAUUUAAUGGUAACCUUCAGCCUCACCAGUCUCCCCGGAAAAUAAUUUGAGAUGAAAUUCUACGUUGUUGAUGUCGUGUAUAUACUGAUAAACUGUGUCCAUAAAGACCUCAGUUGUUAAUGUUUAGUAGUACAGUAAUACAUUAUAUUAUCAACAACACUAUUUUACAUAUUAACAGUAAUACCAAACUUUAUAUAAGCUAUUAUAACAAGACAAAUACUGAACUAUAACAUCAUAAAAGUUACCAAGUAUUACCAUAUGUAACAGUUCUAGUAUGAUCUUUGUGGGACGAAAUUAACAAGGGCCAAAACCUAACCUAACCUAAUAUAAUGUAAUCUAAGCACCUAACCUAAUCUAACCUUAAUACCUAACCUAACCCCCCAGGUAGCGUUAGGAUGUUUAAUCAACAGGUGAAAUAAGCUGGGAUGGUCUAAUCUCCAGAUGACUCGACAACAGCAAUUAGGAUCGACGACUGUAACCUUGAAUUCCUUGUGUGUUGUUUGGCAUAUGUUUCAGUAUACCACAAGACCACGAGUAACACAAACAAGUAUAUCCCCCAGUAGAUGUUAUACCAGCAGGAGAUGUAGAUGUAGUGUGUAUACUUGUGGUAGCCACAGUCCCCUUUCAUAGUGCGUUUACAGGGGUUCGUCAUAUAA
Homarus americanus (American lobster) is the source of this 3568-nucleotide messenger RNA. RefSeq lists its product as uncharacterized. Gene Ontology annotation, biological process: signal transduction; chemical synaptic transmission; regulation of membrane potential. The transcript has 15 exons. Gene Ontology annotation, molecular function: neurotransmitter receptor activity; transmembrane signaling receptor activity; extracellular ligand-gated monoatomic ion channel activity. Bases 1 to 2919 code for a protein of 972 amino acids. Gene Ontology annotation, cellular component: membrane; neuron projection; synapse. NCBI's taxonomy places the organism in Eukaryota, Metazoa, Arthropoda, Malacostraca, Decapoda, Nephropidae. The record is from RefSeq and is a predicted model, not a curated record.